AUCCAUAAGAUCGUAUUGAAAGGAAAAUCUUGAUAGGAAUUUCUCAUACCGUCCAAAGUUUCUCAUGUUCUCUACUAGCCAAUCCGUUCUCGCGACAACGUCGACUUUAAAGCCCAUUAAUGCCUGCAAAACGUUCAGUUUGGCCAGCCUGCGACGCGAACAGUUAACCUCACUCCUUUCGGAGGCCAGCAGCCAGCGACGAGCGCGACAAACCAAUCGCUACUCGUACCACGACACACCCUUUCAAUGCUCGUCUCGUUUAUUUUUGAGACAAUCCUAGCGAGGUAGUGGCUAUAAAAUAAAAAAUACGUUUUACGUUUAUCUCAUUGUCGACAUCGGCCAAUAAGAUUUUGAUGUUCGUCGGCCUAUAACCAAUUUAAAUUGCGACAGUAUGACAGAGCAGCAAAUGGAUUGUGCGUUAGACCUGAUGCGGAGAUUACCUCCGCAACAAAUUGAAAAAAACCUCAGCGACCUGAUUGACUUGGUUCCUUCGUUAUGCGAGGAUCUACUGUCCUCUGUAGACCAACCGUUAAAGAUUGCCAAGGAUAAGGAGUCUGGCAAGGACUAUUUAUUGUGUGACUACAAUAGAGACGGAGAUUCAUACAGAUCUCCUUGGAGUAAUACUUACGAUCCACCGCUAGAGGAUGGCUCAAUGCCUUCUGAACGAUUGAGGAAACUGGAAAUAGAUGCCAACCAUGCCUUUGAUCAGUAUCGAGAGCUCUAUUUCGAAGGUGGGGUCUCGUCGGUGUACUUGUGGGACUUGGAUCAUGGUUUUGCAGCAGUAAUUCUUAUCAAGAAGGCUGGCGAUGGUUCUAAAAAGAUCAAAGGAUGUUGGGACUCGAUACAUGUAGUAGAGGUACAAGAGAAAUCGACUGGUCGUACUGCGCACUAUAAACUCACAUCAACAGCCAUGUUGUGGCUGCAGACUAACAAACAUGGUUCUGGUACAAUGAAUUUGGGUGGCAGUUUGACGCGUCAGGUAGAACAAGACGCUCAGAUCAGCGAAACAUCUCCUCAUAUCGCGAACAUCGGUAGAAUGGUGGAAGACAUGGAGAAUAAAAUUCGUAAUACAUUAAACGAGAUCUACUUCGGUAAAACGAAGGAUAUUGUGAAUGGGUUGCGGUCGGUGCAAUCUUUGGCUGAUCAAAGACAGCAGGCCGCGCUCAGGCAAGAUCUCGCAGCAGCACUGCAGAGGCGAAAUGCCAACAAUUGAUCUUGCGAAGAGCCGGAAAGUUUCGAUUACGAUUACGAAUAGAUUUUAUGAUAUUUUUGGAUCCUUUCAUCUUGCUUGGGAUCUUUCGAUUUUCAUAGGCGUCUUUAUAUUUUUAGAAUCCGUGAAACUUCGGAUUUUUGAAAAGUUCUGAAAUUUUUUGCGGCGGUCUUCGAGUUCUUUAUCCGAUAAGUCUUAAAAUCUUGUUGGACUCUUGGGAAUUUUAAAUGCUAUGACUUGGGCCUUUUCCAGGUCAAACCGUAUCUAUAGAACUCGUAAAAUUCUUCAAUCAUUGUCUACAUUAUCGAAAAUGAUACCUAUUACUGUACUUUGUUGCCCUAAAGAGAUAUGAAUCAAUCAUGAACGCGUUGAUUAAACCUAAACAGUAUGAAAUACUUUGUUUAAUUUAGAAUGAAAUAGAGUUUAUUGUAAAUAUGCGGGAAAGGUGCAACGCGUUUUAGAACGGUAAAUUAGAUAAAGAACAAUGUAAAAUGCAAAAGAGAGUGAAUUAUAAUAUAGUUAACGCUUACUAUGUAAAAGCUCAAAAAAAAUACAUUUAGUAAUUCUCUCUUUUGAUUUGUAUUAAGUUUGACAAAUGAUGAUUGCAAAACGAUAAUAAAUUCAUAACAUUUUUGUAAUGUUUGGAAAGUAUUGAUAUUCCGCUUAUACUGUUUAGGGUUAAAUUUAAAAGUGCGUAACUUAGCGCUGAAAAUAAUAUAAAACGGUUUGCAUAACGUUAAAAAAGAAGUAUAUCAUAUUGCAUUGUAAAGAUUUGUCCUCGCAAAUGGAAACUUUUUGAAAAUUGUGCAUAUAGAAAUUGUAAAUUUUCAUUUAUAUCAAAAUUAUUUAGAUUCGAGGAAGUGGCAAAACUCAAAAUUUGUGUAAUAUUUGGACGUUGAAAGAUAAUCUUACUUACGUUAUAUUUAAUAUUAAAUCUGAGACAUAGAGCUAAUCCUCUCUGAAGGACAGUAUAAAACGAUUUAUUUACGUAAAAGUUCAAAAGGAGCGGUUGCAUUUUGCAUUUGUUAAUAAUGAAUCCAUAUAUAAUGCGCAAAUAAAAGUUUUCAAAUUAAACUUUAUUUGUUUGUAUUAAAUUUCACGAGUACAAAAAUCUGCUGGUACCAUAGAUCCUCGAAAUCUGCAGAUCCUCAAUAUCGUGGAUUUUUAUUAUCGGAGCUUUUCUUAAACAUAUUCCGUAUACAUAUUCCGGUGUGUUCUAGUAUGCAUGGAUCUUUGAUACUACAGAUCCUUGAACUGACACACAAGUUAUCAAGAUCUCAAAGAUCGCCAGUACCACGAAUCUUGCAUCUUGAAAGCGAACAAUUCUUAUGUUCUCUCUUAUCCUCGUCCUCUGAACUCCUGAUUCUUGGUACGUGACGUGGAUAUCGAAGACUCUUGGUACUAUAAAUCCUUGAACCCUUGUAAACGGCUGCGCAAUCAUACAUAUUGAGAACCUCGCAUAUUCUAUAUGAUCCAUGAGCGCAUUAGAUUAUUUCUUGUAAUGGAGACGCAAAAAAAAAUACCGCGUAGAAUUCGUAAGUACAUAAAUGAAAAGAAAAGCAUUUUUUUGUUUAUGUUAGUGCCUUCUUUUUUACACUUGAUUUACACCACCGAUAUUAUUACCCAUAACUUAAUUUUUCUGUAAUUAGACUAUCAUAAGAAUUAACUUAAUAACGUAAUUUAACAUUUUUUUUGUUGCAAAUACCGAAUGAUGGCAGUGUGCGGGCGAGUCAGUCUAAGAAGGGACUAAAAAAGACAUCACCGUAUCGCUCCUGUGAAUAUUUUCUUCCAGUAUUUCUAUACUAUUAUUUUUUUCAUAUGUAUAUUGAUACCUUCUCUCUCUCUCUCUCUCUCUUUCGGUUGUAACAAUCGAAAGAAAUAUGAGCCUGGUCCAAUAUAGCACACAUAGAUUACAGUAUUAAUUAUUAUUUUGUUUAUUUCGAUUAUAAUAGAUAAGUUUUUCGAUUUUAAUAUCGUCGCAAAAAUCAAAGUCAUCAAGGAAGGCGCGUUGUUUCGCGGUUACCCUUUUAACAUUUUUUUGAACAAAAGAUUUAAAAAAUAAACUCUUAUAAGAUAUAUAGCUCUUAGGAGGGAUAUAAGGAUAAUAAUUGUUAGAUAUAUCAGAAUUUACAUAUGCAUAUAUUUAGCGAUUUGGGGUCUUCGUAUUUAUUUGUUAUGUAAAGGAACUUCGUUAAGUGUUGAAGGACAUUUAAUCGCUAGGAGCAUAUUUGAAACGACGAUCCUAACGAGGUUUGGUGAUGCAAAAUUCUCGCAGCAAGUCAGAAGCAAUCUGAAUGUUUUAACGUGGAAAAAAUAAAAACUUAAGAAGAUCUAGAACGCUGUGUUAUAUUGGAGAUAAUUCUUUUACAGAAAAAUAGGAUGCGAAUUAUCGCGAGGACACCAAAUCGAGCAAAU
This is a messenger RNA of Acromyrmex echinatior (Panamanian leafcutter ant), 3625 nucleotides long. It is a transcript of the gene cpb, whose product is annotated as F-actin-capping protein subunit beta. Gene Ontology annotation, biological process: cell morphogenesis; barbed-end actin filament capping; negative regulation of filopodium assembly. Lineage: Eukaryota; Metazoa; Arthropoda; Insecta; Hymenoptera; Formicidae. The record is from RefSeq and is a predicted model, not a curated record. Gene Ontology annotation, cellular component: F-actin capping protein complex; cytoplasm. Gene Ontology annotation, molecular function: actin filament binding.